Penicillium soppii is the source of this 213-nucleotide messenger RNA. RefSeq lists its product as uncharacterized. The record is from RefSeq and is a predicted model, not a curated record. The transcript has 2 exons. Lineage: Eukaryota; Fungi; Ascomycota; Eurotiomycetes; Eurotiales; Aspergillaceae. The coding region runs from base 1 to 213 and encodes 70 amino acids.
AUGGGUUCUCGCAUCUCACUAAAAUUCUUCCCUUUUUUGAGUGGAAAUGUCGCUUCCACAACAAGAGUGCCUGGCGAGAAAAAUGUGCUCGAGGUGCAACCGGCAACACAAGCGAAUCAUGAAAUUGUUGCUAAGCCUUAUCCUCCUCUGAACGAAGAUUUCGUCCCAAAUCGUCUAGUAAUGGAAGGAGAGGACCCGAGCGCCUGUCAUUAG